Molecule: messenger RNA, 2249 nt
Organism: Apis mellifera (honey bee)
Lineage: Eukaryota; Metazoa; Arthropoda; Insecta; Hymenoptera; Apidae
Exons: 9
Coding region: 858-2237 (459 amino acids)
Biological process (GO): heme export; transmembrane transport
Cellular component (GO): membrane
Molecular function (GO): heme binding; heme transmembrane transporter activity
Source: RefSeq, a predicted model, not a curated record
AUUUUCAACCCGCAUUUCGACCGAUCGAUAACACAGACACAGAGAGAGAGAGAGAGAGAGAAAGAGAGAGGGUGGGAAAAAAUCUUUGGACCGCUUUUCCAUAUUGCGCUUCAGAGAAUCAGCUGUGCUUCGAUCAUUUUUUAUUAUUCCAUCAUCGAUCGUCCAUUUUCGAUGAUCGAUCUUUUCUCCCCUCUUUCUCUCUUUCUUCGAAAGAUCUCUUCUUCGAAAGAUUCGAAGGAUAAUACAAUCCCGAUUUUCGAUAGAUUUGAUUUUAUUAUUUUUUUCUUUUGUUUUCUUCGUUUCAAACUUUUAUCCUCUUCUUCCUUUCUCUCUCUCUCUCUCUCUCGCUCGCUCGUUCGAGGUUUGUUUUAUCGUUUUUUCGCAAGCCGUGUGACUAAUCGCGAAAAAAUUAAAACACCGAGGCGAACGAUAUCGAUACACACGGUGUUUAAACGGCGGCCGGCGUAGAAGCAAAAGUUGCGUAGGUCCACGUGGACUACUCGGCCCGGCCUCUCUCGUGUGACGAUUCUUCUUCUUUCGUGUGAUUCGUGCGCGUUUGUCGAUUUCAUUCUGUCGAUUUGUUAAAGGUGAGAAAUUCGGUAAGGUGAAAGAAAACGCGGAGGAAAGGUAGAAACUUAACUUUUGUGAGAUUUUGUUGAAAGGAGGGGUUCGUGUUCUCGUUCGUCGAUCCGAGAGAGAUCGUCAGAAAUUCAGCUCGAUCGAAAACAAAAGAGCAAAACAAGAGAAAAUUGUUUGGAGGUUGAGAAGAAAAUAGGAAUACAAAAAAAAGGUAUUGGAAGUGAAGUAGAUUCAGUGAAAAGUCGGUACAAAACGUUGGCUGACUUUUUGCGUGGAUUAUGGAAGAGGGGCUGGAUACAAAAAUGGUGAAAAGCUCGGCGGAUUAUGUAAAAGCCAUGGAGAGCAACGUGCAAUCAAAUCAGGUGAUCGAGACGAAAGUGUACAAACGACGAUGGCUGAUUUUAGUUAUCUUCGUGCUGUACAGCGCCAGCAACUCGAUGCAAUGGAUUCAAUACAGUAUCAUUGCAAAUAUCAUAACGACGUAUUACAAUGUAUCCACUUUUUCAGUGGAUAUGACCAGCAUGAUAUACAUGAUAACUUAUAUUCCUUUCAUCUUUCCAGCAAGUUAUUUACUCGACAAAUUCGGUCUCAGGUUCGCCGUUUUGACAGGCGCGAUUGGAACAGUGACCGGUUCUUGGAUAAAAGUAUUUAGCGUAAGUCCAGAUCGGUUCUGGAUUACCUUCAUUGGUCAAACAUGUGUUGCUGUGAGCCAAACGUUCAUUUUAUCGGUUCCAGCUCGUUUGGCCGCUGUUUGGUUUGAUUUAAAUCAGGUCAGCAGCGCGUGCAGCAUCGGCGUUUUUGGAAAUCAGCUGGGUAUAGCAAUUGGUUUCCUCUUCCCGCCGAUGUUGGUGCAAAGCAACGAAGACAUUAAUCAAAUCGGCCGAGGAUUGCAUGCAAUGUUCUACAUAGUCGCUGCUUUUACCACCAUUAUUUUGGUCCUUAUACUUCUAUUUUUUAAGUCUAAACCACCGCUUCCUCCGAACCAAGCACAAGCUCAAAUUCAUAGAGAGAACGAAACGCCAAAAAGUUUCUUCAUGUCCAUGAAGAAACUACUCACAAACUUCGGUUACUUGUUACUAUUGUUCAGUUAUGGCAUCAACGUAGGCGUGUUCUAUGCCAUCAGCACGCUUCUCAAUCAGAUAAUCCUUGAAUAUUUUCCUAAUCAUGAAAAAGACGCUGGAAGAAUCGGCUUGACCAUUAUCUGUGCUGGUAUGUUAGGUUCUGUGGUUUGUGGUAUUGUGCUUGAUAAAACGCGCAAAUUCAAAGAGACAACGUCAGGCGUUUAUCUUUUCUCCUUUCUGGGCAUGAUUAUAUUCACAUUCAUUCUAAUGUCCACCAGUCAAAUAUUCACCAUUUAUAUAAUAGCCGGCACAUUAGGAUUCUUCAUGACUGGUUAUCUUCCAGUGGGUUUCGAAUUUGCCGCGGAAUUGACAUAUCCGGAACCGGAAGGAACAUCCGCUGGUUUAUUAAACGCAAUGUGCCAAGUAUUCGGUAUCAUUUUCACGACUAUGUACGGGUAUUUCUUGCACAUUUGGGGUGAUUUUUGGGCAAAUCUUUUCCUUUGUAUUGCGCUAGCUCUUGGUUCGUUUCUCACCAUCAUCAUUCCCAAUGAUCUUCGAAGACAAAAAGUUUUAAAGAAUCCCAUGGUCGAAGAUUGAGAGAUAGAAAAU